GUGUGUCAUCGAAGGCAACUGCAUUAAAGGCAGGACAAUUUUACUCAAUGUUAUAUAAACAACUCGUUUUUUUUUUCUAGUUUUUUUUGUUAAUAAAUAUCUCUGUUUAGUCUUUGGAAAAGCAGUUCAUGCUCUGUCGAGAAUUGGUGAUGAAAUAUGGUUGGAUCCACUGGAGAAAGGGCAAUAUACUCCUGAUCCAGAAACUCAGAAAGACUCCGAAGCUGUAAAAUGCAAAUUAAACAUGAAGGUACUGAACAUUCGGGACCACAAUGUUCUUGCAGGAGUCUUGCAGAAUUUGGACGGUGACGUUACACAAAUUAAAGCUUUAAAAAGGUGUUAAAAACAUGGCCAAGAUAUAGCAUUAAAUGUUGCAUGCGCUGCCAAAAAUGAUGGGUUUUUUUGCUAACUUUAAGGUAGACUAGAAUGUAGUACUCUAAUUAUUUUUGUAGUAUAUACCAUGUAUAUUCUGAAUAUGAGAACAAGUAUUUGAUGCACAUAUGUAAUUGUAAUAGGCUCCAGUCUCCAGUGCAUUUAGACUUACUGUAUACCAGAGCUCCUUUAAACUACAUUAAUGGUCCUACAUUAAUUAGAUAUUGUUUGUUUGUUAUCAGGCUGAUGCUGCACCCGAAUGAGUUUGACUCUUUUAGCAUGCACUGCCAAAAAUGAUGUUAUUUCUCAAUGUUUCGUCCGGGUUUCCAAUACAAAUAUCCAAACAAGAUGCAUUUAAUUUAUGUGCAAAGUUAAUAUAUAAAGUCUUGUUUUCUGAGAAAUUUAACAAAAUGACGUAAGUUUAUACAACAUGGCAUGUAAACUAAGUUGCUUUAAUUAAUUCGAUUUUCCGUUAGCAGGUACGUCUUUGGUAUAUAAUAACUGGAAAUCAAGAUUUAUGAUUAAUUCUGAACCAGGAAUAAUAAUACCCAGUGCCUUAACUCAUAUCCGUCAGUAUUAUCCAUUCAUAGCACAGCAUCUGCUAAUCAUCCAAUGCUUUUUUAAUAAUUUUCAGUGUGUGCUUCCCCUGUUCCGCUGUGCGUCAGGGAGAGAGCGCAGUGUGGACAAAUGUGAGAUAUCCAUCAACAUCCCAAACAGCAGGGUGAUAUUUCGGUUCCACUGCAGACACGGAAUAACAAAGACCUAUAACUUGGGGUAUCAGGAAUGUGAAGCUUUGCAAGCCGUGUUUCCAGCUCACCUCUGUCCAAAUGCCCUAAUGGCCCAGUCCAAACUUUUAGGUGACGUUGUGAUGCAUUUCCCAGCUUCACAAGAAGAGGUCACUCUUUCCAUUUCCUCUUUUAAAGUAACCUUAAGGACCUUUUGUGAGGAAGAAAAUAGCUGUAUCAAAGGCAUGAACACCGAGCUGAUGCUGCACCCGGAUGAGUUUGACUCUUUUCAGGUUGGAGAGGAUUCAGCCGUGACCUUCUGCCUCAAAGAACUGAGGGGGCUGCUAUCCUUUGCCGAGUCUUAUGGUCUACCAGUGUCUAGCCAGUUUGGUGUGGCUGGACAGCCUAUAUCCUUCACUAUAAAAGACAUGACACUGGAGGCCCAUGUUGUAUUGUCCACCUUAACGGAACCAAACCAUGAGAGCCCAUCUCCAUCUUCACCUAGGGAUGACUGUCCUGUCGAUGUCCCCAAGACCUCCACAGCAGAAGUCUCCGCAUGUGUAGGCCCUAUGGAAACAGAGGUGUGUGUAGCUGAUGGGGAACAGGUGGCUUCCAGCCAGGGCAGUGAGGUUUUUAAUCCAACCCUUCAUAUGAGGAAGAUGAUUCAGCUUCAGACACCUGGAGAGAUCCUGCUGAAGCCCAGACUGGCGUCUGAAUCAGCCUUAACUACACCAGUGACACCAGCCACGUUUAUGAUCCGCUCCCUGCUUUUCGGAGCUGUAUACACUGAUGUUGUGGACAGUAAAACAGCUGAUUUACGCAGCCUGGCCUGUGCCAGUGACACAGAGGAGGACGGAGGAACAGAGGAGUGACUUGGUUAACAACGUAAGCUAACGUGAUACAGGUAACACCUACUGAAAGAAUGCAUGGACUACUGCAUGAUGAAGCCUACAGUAACUCAGUAGAUUAUAAAGGCAAUCCACGGUGUGUUAACACAGUUCUGCUGUUUAUUUUAAGGCUAAUAUGUUUUCAGCUUUUUUUUUUAUAUAUAUUGCUGUCAAGGCUAUCGCUAGGUCUUGUUAGGGCACAUCUUGUAUUACUUUACUAAUGUAAAAAAGGUUUAAAUUAGCUGCUUGCUUCUGUUUCUGUUCUUACACAAAUAUCUUUUGUAAUGUAAAAACGUUUUUCAUGAGUUAAAACUGUUCUUGAAGAGGUGAAAGGAAAACUUUAGGAGGGUAGUAAAGCAGGGCAAGUGGGGCACAAUCACUUUCUGUUUCAAAGCUGAGGAAUGUCUACCUAAACACACAGUUCAGAUGAGUUCGGUCACCGUGGAGAAGAUAAAUCAAAACUUCAAAACAAACACAUUCUCGAGGUUUGAAGGACUCCAUGUUCUGUGUCCACCGAUGAGUCAGAGGAAGCUUUGACUCACUGCUAUAAAAUGCUGCUCGAGAAACGAUCGUUAUAUAAGACUGCAGCAUUAACUGCUAUCGUACACAUACCUCGCCACAUUUGUCCAGAAAAAGCCUUGCGCUUUGUGUGACUGUUGACUGAAAAAAUGUCAGUUAGCAGCUUGACAAAUCAGAUCAUGUCAGAGUUCAGCUGGACAGCCGUGCAAAACAGAAUAACUUCAUUUAGCUCACAUUUUAAAGGCAUUUUGUCAUUUCAGCUCGUAAUGUGAUGGUUCAAUCUAUCUCUAUUGCAUUAGUUCAUGCUCAUGUCUGGGGUCACAACCAUUGCUGGUUUUGUUGAUUGCUAAGAAACAAAGUUCAUCUCCAGCCAUUUACUGGUGGUGGUAAUGUGCGCGGUAUAUCAGGCUUUCAUGCCCUUUGUAACAAUUUACACCAUAAAACCGCAUGCUGUUGAAGUUACACUAUAAAAUGUAUACGCCAUUCUAACUUUUCUGCUCUUCAGAUGGACACAUUCUACCAGUGGUCCACAUAUAGAUGAAUAUUUGCUGAAAAUAUACUCAUCCUAAGGCUACUCAAGAUGUAAAUAAGUUUGCUUCUUCAUCAGAUUUGGAGAAAUGUAGCAUUGCAUCAAUUGCUCACUAAUGGAUCCUCUGCAGUGAAUGGGUGCCGCCAUAAAAACAUCACAAUAAUCCACACCACUCCAGUCCAUUAAUCAACACGUUGAGAAGUGAGAAGCUGCAUGUUUAUAAGAAUAUAAGAACACUCCUUAGCCUCAUUUUCCAACUCCUCCAGAGUUAAAAAGUUGAGUUUUAUAGUUUUUUAAUCUAUUCAGUUGAUAUCUGGGUCUGGCGAUAGCAUUUUUAGCAUAGAUCAUUGAAUCUGAUUAGACCAGAAGCAUCUCGUUUAAAAAGAGUUUUUUUUCAAAACAGGACUCUUCUGUAGUUGCAUUGUGUACUAAGGCCAGUGGAAAAUGAAAACUUGUGAUUUUCUAGGCUGAUAUGACUAGGAACUAUACUCUCAUUACAGCGUAAUAAUCAAGUAACUUUGUUGUCAUACCAUGGCCUUCAGCAGUUGGUAACUGAUGGACUGGAGUGGUGUGGAUUACUUGUGAAUUGUUGUGAUGUUUUUAUCAGCUGUAUGGACUCUCAUUCCGACGGCACACAUUUACUGCUGAGGAUGUACUGGUGAGCAAGAGAUGUAAUGCUACAUUUCUCUAAAUGUGUUCCCAUGAAGAAACAAACUCAAACAACGUCUUGGAUGGCCUGAAAGUGAGUCUGUCUUCAGCAAAUUUUCAGUUUAGGGUGAUCUAUAUGUUUAACAAAUUUGAAAUCACUAUAGAACUAGAUCAAGAGAAAAGAGGCGGCUACUUUUCUUCAGGUGGCCUGGAAGAUUCAUCCGAUGGGGUAAUCCACUUAAUUCAUCAGGGUGCAAAUGGCUUGUGUGAUUAGAAUAGCUACUGGUGUCUGUGUGGGUUGUAGACAUCACUGUCCUGCGUGUGACAUGCUGAUGCUAUACUUCAAACAAAAACUGUUAGCUUCAUUAUUAUACAUGCCUCUUGUGAAAUUCAUAUUGAGAUUACAUGCAACAUUUUACUCUUUUAAAAAUACAUUUGUCACACAGCAGGGGCGUCAUUUAUAAAGCAUUCAUACACUCAGAUUUGAUCCUAGAGUGUGUGUACACUUAAAUCAUAUUUGUAAAAACUGGCUUUGAUAUGGAAAAGUGCUUAGAUUCACGUCUGUGUCUGAGCAGAUGUAUGCACUUUUUCUAGUUGAAGUAGGCCUACUGCAGAUUUUCGAAAGUGUAAACUGUUUUUGCAGCUUUCUGUUCUAAAGUGAAGAAUUUGGAGGAUGAUAGUUUUUUUUAUGUUUUAAUUUGUUUUAAGUCAUUUACAAGGCAGAGGGCUAAAGCGAUUAAUAUGUGGGAAAGUUCAAAAUAAUUUGCAAUUCAGAUUUUUGACAUCUAAAAAAAUGUCUACAUUCAUUCUAUGAAAAAUAACUUUUAGGCUUGAACUCUUCAUUUACUGAUUGUUUUCUUAAACACAGAAACAACUAAACUAGUUUUUCUAAUCUUUUUGUAUUCUAUCCAUUCUUUUUAUUUAUUAUACAAUUAACAAAAACAAAAAAAGGCCUCUUACAAUAGCUUCCUCUUUUUCUAUUCUCUCUGUUCUUUUGAUUUAUUACAUAUUUAAAAAAAAACCCUUGCAACGUUUUGUGUUAGGCUAACUGAUAUCAUUGGUCAUAUAUAUUUAUCAAAUUAAAAACAACCAUUGACAGCCUCUGUGACAUUAUCACAGAGCAUAAUAUACUCUUCAAUUUAAUGUCUACUCUAAAACAGAGAAACAGUAAUUUACUUUGAAAAACUUUGACCCACAGAAGUUAUAAAAAUAUAACUUUAUUAGAUCAUUUGAUCCAUGACAUACCCACGGAAAGCAUUCACAGAUGCUAGCAUUAGCUUUGUGCGUAAACACCUUGAGGGAUAUUUUAAAAUUAAAUUUUACAAAAAAAAAAAAAAAAAAGCAAGAAAAAUAUUUUAACACAGAAUCCACACAAUUAUCAAAUAUAUU
This is a messenger RNA of Puntigrus tetrazona (Sumatra barb), 5066 nucleotides long. RefSeq names its product RAD9 checkpoint clamp component B (gene rad9b). The transcript is spliced from 9 exons. Gene Ontology annotation, cellular component: checkpoint clamp complex. Gene Ontology annotation, biological process: mitotic intra-S DNA damage checkpoint signaling; cellular response to ionizing radiation; DNA repair. The record is from RefSeq and is a predicted model, not a curated record. Bases 887 to 1966 code for a protein of 359 amino acids. Lineage: Eukaryota; Metazoa; Chordata; Actinopteri; Cypriniformes; Cyprinidae.